Molecule: messenger RNA, 1557 nt
Organism: Pyricularia pennisetigena
Lineage: Eukaryota; Fungi; Ascomycota; Sordariomycetes; Magnaporthales; Pyriculariaceae
Exons: 1
Coding region: 1-1557 (518 amino acids)
Molecular function (GO): nucleotide binding
Source: RefSeq, a predicted model, not a curated record
AUGGCGGAACCAUUAGAAAAUGUCCUCCCUCCCCCACCACCACCCAUGUCGGCCUCCCCGCCCCGCAUUCUGAUAAUCGGCGCCGGGUCCCGCGGCCAGACAUACGCAUCGUCGGUCAAGACGUCCAGCAACGGCAUCGUCGUCGCCGUCGCCGAGCCAGACCCCUAUCGCCGCUCCGUCAUCGGCACUCAGUUCAUCGCCGGCUGGACCGACGCAGAACCACACGGCUUUAGCGAUUGGAAGGCCUUUGUAGCGUACGAAAAGGCCCGCCGGGAGAGGUGCGACAGCAGUGGCGGUGACGGCGAGCCCGCCGGCGUGGACGCCGUCUUCGUCUGCGUCCAGGACCACCUCCACCGCGAGGUCGUCAUGGGCCUGGCUGAGCUGGGCGGGCUGCACGUCAUGUGCGAGAAGCCGCUUGCCACGCGCCUCGGCGACUGUGUCGACAUGUACCGGGCGCUGCGGGGGGCGGGCAACGUCUUCUCGAUCGGGCACGUGCUGCGGUACAGCCCGCACAACAUGGAGCUGCGCAGGCUGCUGCUGGAGGAGAGGUGCGUGGGCGACGUGCUCAACGUGGUGCACACGGAGCCCGUCGGCUGGUGGCACUUUUCCCACUCGUACGUCCGCGGCAACUGGCGCCGCGAGGACACGUCGGCCCCGAGCCUGCUGACCAAGAGCUGCCACGACAUCGACGUGCUGCUGUGGCUCCUCUGCGCCGGGGAAGAGCCCCACCUCCCGUCUACCGUGUCCAGCUCCGGCGGCCUGCACCUCUUCAGAAGGAGCAGGAAGCCAAAGGCGGCCGGGGCGGCGACGAAUUGUCUAUCCUGCCCCAUCGAGAAGGACUGCAAAUUCUCGGCCAAGCGCAUCUACGCCGACGGCACCGACAGCUUUGGGCUGCGCAGCCUGGACUCGAGCAACACCAACUGGCCGGUCGACGUCGUGGUGCCGGACAUUGAGAGCUACGCGGACAAGGAGCAGGCCCGGGAGGCGCUGCUGUCCAAGCUAGGCGAGGACUACGACGCGGCCGCGACGCCCGACGACGAGGUCAAGGCGCGCAACUGGUUCGGGCGCUGCGUCUGGGAGAGCGACAACGACGUGUGCGACAACCAGGUCGUGACGCUGACGUGGGACGAGGAUCCGCGCCGCGGCUUGGGCGCCAAGCAGGCGACCUUCCACAUGGUGUCGCAGACGACCAAGAUCUGCCAGCGCCACACGCUCAUCUACGGCGAGCACGGCGAGGUGCACGCCGACUCGCAGACCAUCUCGGUGUCGGACUUUCGCACCGGCCAGACCACCGUCCACAAGCCCAGGCUCGAGAGCGUCGGCCACGGCGGCGGCGACAACGGCCUCACCAGGCAGUUCGUGCUGGCCGUGGACAAGGUCAAGAACCACGGCUGGACCGCCGAGAGGGCGCAGAGCGAGAUUGUGGGGUGCAGCCUCGAGGAUGUGCUGAGGAGUCACGCCAUGGUGUUUUGUGCAGAGGAUGCGAGGAAGGGGAGGAAGGUGCUUGAUUGGGGGGAGUGGUGGAGGGGCAAGGUUGAAGAGAGAUUGUCGGCUUGA